Messenger RNA from Ahaetulla prasina, 3810 nucleotides. It is a transcript of the gene SLC4A1AP, whose product is annotated as solute carrier family 4 member 1 adaptor protein. The transcript is spliced from 14 exons. Gene Ontology annotation, molecular function: protein binding; mRNA binding. The coding region runs from base 39 to 2105 and encodes 688 amino acids. Lineage: Eukaryota; Metazoa; Chordata; Lepidosauria; Squamata; Colubridae. The record is from RefSeq and is a predicted model, not a curated record.
UUCCUGGAGGGACCCGUUAGAGAAGCGGACCUGCUAAGAUGGCGGCUCCCACAGAAGGGAGAAUUGCGGCGGAGGAUUUUAAGAAGCCGAUUUUGCCCCCGCCGUUGCCUCUUUCUCUCGCUCGAGGAAAGGCAGCUGAGGGAGAGGCUCCUAAGCGCCCCCACGGCCCUGAGGUGGGCCCCUGUCCCCCUGUCCUUCCCGAGUAUCAGGAGCCGCCGUGGGGAGGUUGCCUCUCCGAAGAGGAUUCCUCCGGCUACAGCCUAGAGACGGUAAAAGGCGGCGCGGUGCUUGGCCGCGUUAGCCUCGCCGGUCGGAGCCGGCUCCUGGUAGGCCGCGCGCCGGGCUGCGACCUCUCCUUGGUUCAUCCAUGCGUGUCGCGGCACCACGCCGUGCUUCAGUGCCGGCCGCCACGGGGCUCCGCGGAAGGGGAUGAGCCCCUGGCGUCGGAGAGCCCCGAACCCGGCCUGUAUGUGUACGACCUGGACAGCGCCCACGGCACCUUCCUCAACAAAGCGAGGGUCCCUCCCCGCACCUACUGUCGCGUCCGGGUGGGUCACGUCUUGCGUUUUGGGGGCAGCAGCCGCCUCUUCAUCUUGCAGGGCCCAGAGGAGGAUCAAGAGCCAGAAUCGGAACUGACUGUAACACAACUGAAAGAACUGCGUAAGCAGCAACAGGCCAAGUUAGAAAAAACUAUGCUGGGUGAUGAUUCUGAUGAGGAACAUAAGGAAAUUGAAAUUAAAAAAAGUGAAAAUAGUCGGAGUGAUUUAAGCUGUUCCUGGGGAAUGGGGGAAGAUGCAGAGGAAGAAGAGGGUGAAGAAAAUCCAAUUGCUAUUGAGUUUCAAGAGGACCAAGAAGCCUUUUAUUUGAAAGAUCCCAAAAAGGCACUGCAAGGGUUUUUUGAUAGAGAAGGUGAAGAAUUGGAAUAUGAAUUUGAUUCUCAUGGAACAGGCACCUGGCUUUGUAGGGUGAAGCUGCCUAUAGAUGAUGCCUCAGGGAAACAGCUUGUGGCAGAAGCUAUUCAUUCAGGGAAGAAAAAAGAAGCAAUGAUCCAGUGUGCAUUGGAAGCCUGCAGAAUAUUAGAUGCUAGGGGUGUGUUGCGACAAGAGGCAGUGUCCCGGAAAAGAAAAGCAAAGAAUUGGGAAGAAGAAGAUUUCUAUGAUAGUGAUGAUGACAUAUUCCUUGAUCGGACAGGAGUUAUUGAACAGAAACGACUCAACAGAAUGAAGAAAGCUGGAAAGAUAGAUGAAAAACCAGAAACAUAUGAUUCAUUGGUUGCAAAACUACAUGCAGCUGAGAGAGAGCUCUCUGAAAUAGCAGAGAAGCUGAAAUCUUCAAGGACAACACAAUCCCAUUCAGCAACUCAGGAUUCACUGGAUGAAUUCAUGACAGAAAUCAAGUCAGGGUGUUCCGUAGACAGUGUGACACGUAAAAAACUUCAUUUGAGAACCUUUGAACUGAGGAAGGAACAGCAGCGAUUGAAAGGAUUAAUUAAGAUUGUUACCCCUGCAUCCAUGCCAGAGCUGAAGUCCCAGCUUCAGAGUCAAGAUCCGGAAUCUCAAAGUAAGCCCAAAAAGCUAACUUUACCCCUAUUUGGUGCCAUGAAAGGGGGAAGCAAAUUCAAACUAAAAACAGGGACCGUAGGGAAGCUGCCUAUGAAACGGCCAGAUAUACCGGCAAACCUAUUAAAGAUGAAAGAUGAGGGGCCAGAAGAGGAGGAGGAGGAGGAGGAGGAGGAAGAUGAUGUGAAUAGCAGUGUAAACCAAAACUCACAGAACACAAAGAUGGAAAUGGUUGAAGGAGGGAAUCUCCUCUCCAGUUCUUAUUCACCCAAAAAUCAAAGACUUAAAUCUCAGUCUGAGUCUUCAAGCAAGCAUACAAGCCCAUUAGCUCAUAAUUCCCCAGUGAAUGAAUUGGAGAUAAAACUAGAAGCAUCUGAGAUGCCAGCAGAAAAACCAAAGAAUCAGAAAGAUAGCAGUAAACCUAAGAUUCAACAUUCAAUAUCCUCAAACUAUCCAGAAGAUGAUCCAGAUUACUGUGUAUGGGUACCACCUGAAGGUCAAAGUGGUGAUGGCAGAACGCACCUGAAUGCUAAAUACGGCUACUAAUUUAUGCUGAAAAGUAAAGAAGUAUUGCACGGCAACUGAUAACUGGUACAAUAUGCUAUUGAAAUGACAAGCAACAUUUUUGUUCAUUUUCUUUAAACACUGUUUAAUGAUUCCUGAUCCUUACUUAAGGAUGUUUUCCCCUAGAAGUGAAUGUGUGUAUAAUGUGCAUCAUAAUGUAUAUAGUGGUGGUAAUUAAGAAUUUACAGGUAACAUAGAUAUAGCAAUGUUGGUUUUAUAGAAACUUUUUUAAAAUGCUUGUUUUUAUUUCUUUAACAUUAUUUCUUGAUGUAAAAGGGGUAAAGGAAUUAGUAAAUUAUUUCUUGAUGUAAAAGAAUUAGUUAUAGAUUUCUAUUUAGUCAAUAUAUGGGCUAAGGGCUAUUUCAAUACUCUGAUACUUGGGUUAAUUACUGAAACGUUUUCUGUCUGUCCAUGUACAUAUAUUUCCACAAAAUACAAUUGUCGGUGGCCCUCUCCAGGUGGAGCUGCUGAAACUUAGGCUAAUUUUUAUCCUUCCUUUCUGUUGCAGUCUUGUCUGUAAAGGUUCUUUGUUGUUGUUUUUCUUUUUUCCUCUAGAAGAAGGUGAAAUAAUAACACAUUCAUAUCUUGGCCAGUUGUAGAUUAGUAUUAAUGUGGGUGGAAAAGUGUGUUAAUCUUUGGCAGUUCCCGAAAGAAUGUUAAAUAUCUUAACACUGGAUAGUUGAGAGAGUUAAAGCUAAGGUAUGGAAGUACUAUGAAUUAGUGCUGAAUAGUAUAUCUGAAGUUUUUUGGAUAAGCCAGAGAAAAAGGCAAUUAAUUAUCCUUGGUCCGGACCAGGUUUUACUUCACCAUUUCUGCACUUAGGUUGCAUCAUGCUCCAUGUCAGAAAAGAACAGAAAUUGCAUUUAAAAGGAAAAAACUUAGUGGCAUACAAUAGUCUUAUAGUCUUAUCUACUAUGUAAACAUAUUAGUUAUGAAAAUGGAACCAGUUCAGGAGAGGAGAGGGGGAAGCACUGGAAAAUGUUUACUAGUUUCAACUUUCUUUUGAUGGUAAAAUAAAGCCUGUAGUUUUGAAGCCUUACAUUAAUGGAUUUAGUGGCAAGUAGGAAUGUGAGAAUUGCACAAUUCAUAGACUGAAAGGAGUACUGAGUUCAUAGGUCCUGACGUUAGCCUAAUUCCAUAAAUUAUGGAUUAAUGAAAGGAUAUGUGAUUGGGCCUUAGACAGACUUUAUGAAAUACUGUAAACCUCCUUUAUCUAAGGCAUAAGAAUCUAUUUCUGUUUUGGUCCAUCUGUAACAUUCACAUACUAAUAACCAUUUCUCUUACAGCUAAAAGAAUUUGAGAGAUAUUUAUUUUGCAUUUAUGCAAAAACCCAGCUUUUGGAAAUAUAUGGCCCAGAGGGAGGUUUAUUUUUAAGAUCUCCAGAGUGGCUCCUUUAAGGAUCAGAGUCCCAAUAAUUUUAAUUCUUUAAAAAAUGGAAAUGAGCAUGCAACAAAGUAAAGAACAGAUAAAGUAGCAUUAGAGUUAUUUGCAAAAUGCCUCAUUCCUCGGAAAUUCCUAGAAAAGAAACGUGGCUAGUGGCAACUCAUGCUUUGGGAAGCUUUGCCCAUUUUCCUACAAAGUUAAGCUUGGGAUAUAGGAAAUAUCCUGGAGGAAAUAAAUCAAGCAGCAACUUCAAAAGUGUGUCUUCAUCUAAAAGCAAAAUAAAUAAAAGUUUUCCUUCUACUAA